AUGUAUAAUAAUAGCAUCGCAUAAUAAGAUUAACAUUCAGUUUAAGUACCUUUACUCAACUAAGAAUAUUAGGUUUAGAACCAAUAAAAUAACUAUCUUUCUUACAACUAAUUAUAAGUCUAAAAUGAUUAGUAAAACCAAAACAAUCGUUAGAAUUAAAUUAUCAAUUUCUCAAACGGAUAAGAAAUGAUAGACCCAGACUUCCUCUAUUGCAAAUAAAGUAUGAUAAAUAAAAGUUGUAAUGAUAAAAGAAGAUAAGUUGAAAAAUUAUCUACUUUACUUUCACAAGUCCUAUCUUAACUACCACUUAGUUUCACCUCUAUAUAACUAAUUGGCAAAGCAAAUAUUUACUCGGGACUAUACUGCGAAGAAAAAAUAAUCAAACCACUGAUUGCUGAGAAUACUCAUGUAAAUGAGUUUUUAAUAAGAAAUGGAUAUGUUGUGAACUGCUGCAAUAUACUAUGUUCCACAAUUAAGUCUUAAUCUUUUAUUGCUGUUGCUAUUUUGCUUUCUACGCUUCUUUAUUAAUCUUUGCUCGAUUUCAUUUAUUUUAAUAAUACUUACUCUCAUAUUAAUAGCAUCGAUUCUUUACGUGUCUUACAUUUUGAGUAUAAUUAACUAAUUAUUAGUCUCGGUUGA
Molecule: messenger RNA, 639 nt
Organism: Tetrahymena thermophila SB210
Lineage: Eukaryota; Ciliophora; Oligohymenophorea; Hymenostomatida; Tetrahymenidae
Product: transmembrane protein, putative
Exons: 2
Source: RefSeq, a predicted model, not a curated record